AUGAGGUGGCUGCUCUUCCUUCUGCUCUGUGAGCUUCACCAGAUCUGGGCGAGUUCUGAGGCCUCUCAAGGGACUGUGCCCUUCCGCUGUCUCCAGAUCUCGUCCUUCGCCAACAGCAGCGGGUGGCGCACAGAUAUAUCCUUGUGGCUGGGAGAGCUGUUGACCCACACUUGGAAGAAUGACUCCAACUCUUUCCGCUUCCUGAAGCCUUGGUCUCAGGGCACAUUCACACACAAGCAGUGGCAGAAAUUACAACAUCUAUUUCAAGUUUAUCGGAGCAGCUUCACCAGGGACGUGCAAGAAUUCGCCAAAAUGCUGCAAGUAAACUAUCCCUUUGAUAUCCAGAUGUAUGUUGGAUGUGAUGUGAAGCCCAAAAGUUCUCCAGAAGUCUUCCUCCAUGUAGCAUUUCAAGGAACAGAGAUCCUGAGUUUCCAAGGAACCUGUUGGGUGCCAGCCCCAGAUGCCCCACAAUGGGUGGACAAGGUCUGUGAAGUGAUGAACCAAGACCGGGGGACCAGGGAGACAGUGCAGUGGCUCCUCAAUGACACCUGUCCGGAGUUUGUCAGAGGCAUCGUAGAGAUGGGAAAAUCAGAGUUGGAGAAGCAAGUGAAACCUGUGGCUUGGCUAUCUCGUGGCCCCGCCCUUGGUCCUGGUCGAUUGCUGCUGGUGUGCCAUGUCUCAGGAUUCUACCCUAAGCCUGUGCAGGUGACAUGGAUGAGGGGUGAGCAGAAGCAGCCCGGCACUCAGCAAGGGGAUAUCCUGCCCAAUGCAGAUGGGACAUGGUCUCUCCAAGUAUCCCUGGAUGUCGUGUCUGGGGAAGCAGCAGGCCUGACAUGCCACAUUAAACACAGCAGUCUUGGAGACCAGGACAUCAUUCUCUACUGGGAGGUGAAGCAUGUCUCUGUGGGUUUGAUCGUGCUGGUAAUACUGUUGCUGCUCCUGAUUGGUGGAGGCUUAUUCAUCAGGUUUAAGAAGCCCUGCUCCUAUCAAGAUAUUUUAUGACUUUCCUGUCUUUCUGGAACACAAAAUGUCAAGUUCCUAACUUCUGUGCUCAGGAAUGAAGGUGAAGGAGCAGGUACCUCUAAGAAGCAGGGAACUAUCACAAGGCAACUGUUCUCGCACUCUUUUAGUGUUUUAUCUAUGAAGAGUUGAGUUCUCUUUCCUUAAACUACAAGUUUAUAAACCCAUUGGCUCUGCAAAGAGGGAAGUACAAACUCAGCUACCUCUCAGGGACAAACAGCUAAGAACCAACGCACGUAAAGGCAUGUGAUUACUGUUUGGUGGAGUCCGCGGUGAACUACAAAGCAUUUGUCCUGCUGAAGGAAGUAGAUCCACAUGCUAAUGUUUACUUAUAAAGUAUGACCCUGCUUGGCUUUAAUCUGCAUUUUCUAAGUAAAGUAAUAUCUGGAUUUUCAUA
Molecule: messenger RNA, 1417 nt
Organism: Sorex fumeus (smoky shrew)
Lineage: Eukaryota; Metazoa; Chordata; Mammalia; Eulipotyphla; Soricidae
Gene: CD1D
Product: CD1d molecule
Exons: 6
Coding region: 1-1002 (333 amino acids)
Biological process (GO): immune response; antigen processing and presentation, exogenous lipid antigen via MHC class Ib; antigen processing and presentation, endogenous lipid antigen via MHC class Ib
Cellular component (GO): external side of plasma membrane
Molecular function (GO): exogenous lipid antigen binding; endogenous lipid antigen binding; lipopeptide binding
Source: RefSeq, a predicted model, not a curated record